Molecule: messenger RNA, 708 nt
Organism: Quercus robur (English oak)
Lineage: Eukaryota; Viridiplantae; Streptophyta; Magnoliopsida; Fagales; Fagaceae
Exons: 1
Coding region: 1-708 (235 amino acids)
Source: RefSeq, a predicted model, not a curated record
AUGGGGUUUAGGGACAUAGCUAUGUUCAAUGACUCCUUGUUGGUUAAACAAGCAUGGCGACUCUUGAAACACCCAAACUCAUUAUUGCACAAAGUUUUUAAGACGCGCUUCUUUCCAAAUUGCACUUUUAUGGAGGCUAAACACUCAAGUGGUGGCUCUCAUGCUUGGAAUAGCAUAUUGCAUGGAAGGGAUGUAUUACUUAGGGGCUGCAGAUGGAGGAUUGGGAAUGGGAAGGCAAUGAGUAUAUGCCAAGACCACUGGCUGCCAAGGAAAAACAUGCCACAAGUUUUAUCACCCAUGGUGGAAACAUUGGCUGGUGCAAAAGUUGAGAUAUUGAUCAAGGAAGACACAAGGCAGUGGGACUACCGCUUGAUAGAUGGAAUGUUCACCCUGGAGGAAGCGGACUUGAUCAAAUCAAUACCACUCUCUAGAUGCAAGGCAAAGGAUACUUUAUUUUGGCCUUUCAUAAGUAAUGGAAUCUACACAAGUAAGUCUGUGUACAGAUUUUUGAAGUCCGAAGAACAAACCGAGAUUGGUGAAGAACAGAGGGCGCAAAUUAAGGAAUUGUGGCGGAAAAUUUGGUCUCUUCAAGUACCGAAUAAAAUCAAGAAUUUGGUGUGGAGGGCAUGCCGUAACUCAUUGCCAACAAAAGAUAAUUUGGUGCAGCGACCUAUCAUCGAAAGCCUGACAUGUGAUCGCUGCAAAUAG